This is a messenger RNA of Impatiens glandulifera, 2205 nucleotides long. Its product is annotated as pentatricopeptide repeat-containing protein At1g62260, mitochondrial. The record is from RefSeq and is a predicted model, not a curated record. Lineage: Eukaryota; Viridiplantae; Streptophyta; Magnoliopsida; Ericales; Balsaminaceae. Gene Ontology annotation, biological process: RNA modification. Gene Ontology annotation, molecular function: RNA binding; protein binding. The transcript has 2 exons. The coding region runs from base 1 to 2148 and encodes 715 amino acids.
AUGAGUAACAAUGAUGGAGUGAUGGGAUAUUUUCUGCCCACCAUAGUGACGACUGACGACGACGAUGGAAAAGGAAAGGAACUGUCUGGAGAGAGAGUAUUCUACGGUUCUACCUUCCGCUUAAUCUCCAAGUUAUCUUCUACAGCUUCACGGCGAAAAACAUCUGAACAGCGCGAUUCUUAUUAUUAUUGCGAGAUGUUCCGAUCCAAACAUAGAUCCUUACAUCUCUCCUGCAGGAGAUUCUACUUCCAUCUAUGUCUAUCUUCCUUAUCCAGCACCAACGCGUCUCAUGACUCACAGUUGCGUCAAUUGAACAAGAAAAUCAUGCAGUUAAAUCGAGCUGGUAGGUUUCAAGAAGCCAGGACAUUGUUUGAUGAAGCGAAUCACAAGAAUACAGUGACAUGGAAUUCAAUCAUAAGUGGGUACGUUAAAACCCGUGAAAUGAUCAAAGCGCGCCAACUGUUCGAUGAAAUGCCAGAGAGAGAUCUUGUGUCAUGGAAUACGAUGAUCUCUGGGUAUUUAUCAUGCCUUGGCCGUGCUUACAUUGAAGAAGGGAAACGAUUGUUUGAUCUAAUGCCAGAAAGGGAUAUCAUUUCUUGGAAUACAAUGAUUAGUGGGUAUGCAAGGAAUGGGAGAAUGGAUUAUGCAUUACAUUAUUUCAACAAGAUGCCUGAUCGGAAUGUUGUAUCAUGGAAUGCUGUAAUUUCUGGGUUCUUGCAAAAUUGUGAUGUGAAGAAUGCAAUUGAAACUUUUAAUAGAAUGCCAAACCGUGAUGCAGCUUCUCUUAGCGGUCUUGUUGCAGGUUUAGUUCAGAAUGGUGAGUUAGAUAAAGCAGCCAGCUUUCUGCAUCAAACUGGAAAAGAUUGUGUUGCUGGUUAUGAAUUGGUUGAUGUUUAUAAUACUUUGAUUGCUGGGUAUGGUCAGAAAGGCAUGAUUCAUGAAGCUAGACGUCUUUUUGAUGAGAUACCUUCUAAUUCUCCUGAUCAUCUGCAGAGGAAUGAGUUCAUAAGAAAUAUGAUAUCAUGGAAUUCAAUGAUCAUGUGUUAUGUAAGGUCAGGGGAUGUUGUUUCAGCAAGGGAUCUAUUCGAUCAAAUGGUUGAUCGAGAUAUUAUUACCUGGAACACCAUGAUCAGCGGGUAUGUGCACAUUUCUCAAAUGGAUCAAGCUUCCGAUCUUUUCCAGAAAAUGCCCAACCCCGAUACUCAGACAUGGAAUACAAUGAUCUCCGGUUACGCACAGAUCGGUAAACUAGACCUUGCUCGUGAUUCCUUCGAAAAAACUCCACAUAAAAACUGUGUUUCGUGGAAUUCCAUUAUAUCUGGUUACGAGAAAAACAAUGACCACAAAGGAGCAAUUAAACUCUUCAUCCGGAUGCAAUCAGAAGGCAACAAACCUGAUCGACACACUUUAUCGUCCCUUCUCGCUAUUUGCUCCGAAUUCGUAUCAUUAGAACUCGGCGUCCAGAUCCAUCAGCUGGUCGUGAAAAUCGUCGUACCUGAUUCACCCUUAAACAACUCCCUCAUCACAAUGUACGCUCGAUGUGGAGCCAUUGAUCGAGCAGAAUCAAUUUUCGACGAGAUGAAAUUUAAAAAAGAUGUUAUCUCAUGGAAUGCAAUGAUUGGAGGAUACGCAAGCGAUGGAUCAGCUACUAAGGCUCUAGAAUUGUUCACCAUUAUGAAGAGUUAUAAAAUCAGGCCAACUUAUAUAACAUUCAUCUCGGUCCUGAGUGCAUGCGCGCAUGCUGGUUUGGUGGAGGAAGGGCGAAGGCAGUUUAAAUCGAUGGUUUGUGAAUAUGGGAUUGAGGCGAGGGUGGAGCAUUAUGCCUCGUUAGUUGAUGUUAUUGGGCGAUAUGGGGAUUUAGAUGGGGCUAUGGAUGUGAUAAAAGGGAUGCAUAUGGAGCCGGAUAAAGCUGUUUGGGGCGCGAUAUUGGGGGCUUGUAGGAUGCAUAAUAAUGUCGAGUUGGCUAGAUUUGCGGCCGAUGAAUUGAUGAGGAUUGAACCAGAAAGUUCGGCUCCUUAUGUUUUAUUGUAUAAUAUGUAUGCUGAUGCAGAAAGGUGGGAGGAAGCGAGUCGAGUGAGGAUGUUAAUGGAUGAUUGUAAAAUUGUAAAACAUCGAGGUUAUAGUUUAGUGAACUUCUCGGCUCGAUGAUAUAUAACAAUCAAAUUCAAUUAUCGCAUAAAUUCCAAUGACAAUUCAAACUUUAUA